GACAGCACUGAGGGGAGGGGGGAAACCACUCUGUCACACCUACCCCACAGCCUCACUCAGCCUCAGUGGGGGACAGAACAGAUCUUGACGUUGAGGAUGCGUGUCUACGUGAGAGGAGCAUCCAGGCUGCACAGACAGAUACAUGCAAAGGACUACAAAUAAACAGAGAGAGAGAGAGAGAGAGAGAGACAGCAGAGGAAGCCCAGAGGGCAGGACAGCAGGAUUUCAGAGAGGACAGACCAGGGUGGAAGAGGCAACAUUUGCAGGGUGAUGCUUUUGGGGAAGGACCUGAUGAGAAGGAUCUAAACAGCAAAGCUAAAAAGCUGCAUUUUGGGUUUUUAUCUCCUCAUCUGCAAACAGACAUCCUCUGUGUCUCUAGCUUCCUGCAGAGAGAUCCCCCUACUGCUGCUGCUGCUGCUGCUGCUGCUGCUGGAGUGAGGGUUCACAGUCUCCGUGCUCCUGUGCACAGCACCACAACAGACUGCUUUGCUCCGUAGCCUGAGACCAUGAGCGAGGCGAAGAAAGGUGAGCUCGCCAUCCGGGAUAAAGCCAUCCUGCACCAACAGAGGCGUCUGAAGCAGGCCACCCAGUUCUCACACAAGGACUCUGCUGACCUCCUGCCCCUGGACGGGCUGAAGAGACUGGGCACGUCCAAAGACCUGCAACCUCACAGCAUCGUGCAGCGUCGUCUGCUGGAGGGAAACAUCACGCGGCUCAAGAGCGAGGCCCGGGACACCAGCGGCAGGGUCCGCUCCCCACUGGCCGACAACAAGGACGGGCCCGCCGACGUCGAGGAGAGGAGCGAGAGCACGGCCGACGACUCCACGGAGGAGAGGGAGUCUCUGGAGGAGAGCGAGAGGAGCCUACGGUCGGACGAGGAGGACGACAGCAGCGAGGCUGGAGCCAGACCGACGGCCGAGAAGAGCGAGGGCACGGAGAGGUCAACCCUCCUCACGGCUCUGGUGGUUCAGUGCAAGUGCUGCGAGACCGAAGUCAACGCAUCCAUCAACACCGGCAGCCAACACAACCACAUCUCCACCUCCUGCUGCCAGAGGCUGGGAUUGGUGCCCAUUCAGGACGGUUCACCCUGUGGUUUGAGCGGCUCAGUGACGGAUCUGCAGCUGCAGCUGGGCAGACAGACGGUCCAGUGUUCAGCUUAUGUCAAAGAGGAUGAGGCGUUUGAGCUGUGCCUGGGUCUUCAGACUCUGCUGGAACUCAAAUGCUGCUUGGACCUGAGCAGCCAGGUCCUGAAGCUGCAGGGAUGUGGCGAGGAGCUGCCCUUCCUGAACCCCUCCAUCGACAGCCAGUGCCAGCACGACACCAAUGAGAACCUGUGAGCCCCGACCUCGAACGGCGGCGAUCGCUUCCUCGAGUCCCGACCGGUCGCAGCAAUGUGGCACGAUGCCAUUUUAGUUUUUUGUCUGGACCAUCUGAUGACAGUGCCUCACGCUGCCCGAGCACGGACGAGCAUUCGCCGCCGCCGUCGUCCUUGAGUUUACAUCAUCGUGUUUGUCGAGUGGAGACAUUCACCAUGAUUAUCUCUUCUAUUGAUUUAGUCUAGUUCACAGAGCGGAUGAUGGCCUGCAGUUAUGAGCCGAUCCGACCUCUGUGAGUCUAAUCAUUCUUUGUUAUUCUAUGUAUUCAGACCGAUUCCUCGGCUGAGCUCAGGUGCACUGAUGCUCUCCAAAAGGGAAAAAAACCAUUAUAGUUAUUUAAAGUGGAAUUCAGUGGAAUAUUUUGUGAUUUGACUGUAAAAAAAAAAAACUUUUAAUCAAUGACAAACGUGUUAGUUGUAAAUCUUUCAGUUUAGAUGCUUUUAAAGGAAUAGUUUUACAUUUCGGGGAAUCAGCUUGUUUAUGAUAAGUCAGAUAUGAAGGUUGGUGCCACUUUCAAGAGUGUGCAGCUGCAGCCAUUUAGCUAACAACUGCAAAUAGAAGGAAACAGCUGGACUGACUCUGUCUCAUGGGAAAAAUGUAUUAUUAUGUUUUCAAAGUACCCUUGGAUAAGAAGGGCUGAAUUAAAUAGAAACAAAUACAUUAAGUUAAUUUGUGAGAUUGUUCACUAAUGAUCAUUCCUAAUAUCUGCAGACUGCAACCUUAUAUGUACAAGUUAUUCAUGAGAGUGGGUUCAAUCUCCUCAACAUCAACUUGACUGCAAAUAAGCGCAUAUUUCCUAAAAUGUCAAACUAUUCCUUAAAGACUUAACAUAAAAUACUCAUCUAUGCGGUGGCGGUACUCAGGAUGCCCUUUCCAGUGUGUUCAAGGGAUAUUUUGAGAAGUCUUGAGAAGUUAUUUGAAGUCUUGUGAAUCAGGCUACCUCCUCCUUGAGAAACAGGGACGGGUUCUCAUGUAGAAUUUUAAAAUAGACGAGUGAAAAAUACCAGAUUUCUGACGUACUUGUAUUCAGCUUAGCCCCUUUUUUCUUUUCCUAUCGAAGAGACUGAUGUGGUUACAUUUUCCACGAGCACACUUACAGUUUGUCAUGAUGGCGUAGACUCAACUGCAGUAUAGUUCUCUAAAAAAGACCUCCUGAUGAAAAUAGACUUCAGGCCAGCCGGACAAAGAUGUUUGAGUCAGACUCAGUUACAGGAAUAUCAAAACAUUCCAUCUGCAUGACUUUGUAAAGUUCUGCCUUUGUAUAAGUCUGCAUGUUUGUGUACUAGUCUGAUUGUGUCACGUUGAACGUCUGAAGGGGCUGGAUGUGUGUGUGUGCUUUCGUGUGCAUGUACCGCGUGUGUGUUAGGGGUCAAAAGCGAGGGGGGGUUUCCCGCCUCGUUGUUGCUCUGGUUUCACAUGAGGGGGGGAGAAAAAAAAUGGCCCUAUCUGCCCCGGCCGGUCCACCGAACUCCGGUAAGAACAAGCUGCCAAAAGCCGACUCCCGCUGCCUUCCCUCUCUGCCUCUUUCAGGAGAUUUUAAUCGCUCGGCUGUGCCAAGGCCCCUCUCCGAGCUCAUCUCUCUUUAUUCAACCUCCUUCAUGUACCUCCCACCUUUUUUGGCCGACGUCACUCAUCCGACACCUCAUGUUUUGCUGAUUUGCCCGGCCACAAGCAAAGGAGAAGUGCUCCCUCCACUACAGUGCCACCUGCCUCUCUCGUCUCUCUUUGUUUCCAUAGUGUGGCGACUGAAGAGCUGCCUCAGUCGUGCUUACAGGAGGACAUCAUGCUCUGCUCAGAUAACGCCUGAGCCGUGUCACGCUGCAGUUUCCAUCUAACCUCCUCUGACCAGGAGUUUGUCCACACGUAGAUUGACGAUGUUACGUUUCUCUUUGCUGUACUAGUGACCUUCCUACGCCAUGUGAGAGGAAUCGAUGUAUGACAGAAAUUUAUUUUUGGUGUUUCCCUUCUUCUGAACAGUAUUUUCUCUGCCUAAUAAAAUAUGUAUUCUGGCUA
This is a messenger RNA of Paralichthys olivaceus (Japanese flounder), 3389 nucleotides long. It is a transcript of the gene nrip2, whose product is annotated as nuclear receptor interacting protein 2. NCBI's taxonomy places the organism in Eukaryota, Metazoa, Chordata, Actinopteri, Pleuronectiformes, Paralichthyidae. The record is from RefSeq and is a predicted model, not a curated record. Gene Ontology annotation, molecular function: aspartic-type endopeptidase activity. Gene Ontology annotation, biological process: proteolysis.